Messenger RNA from Anastrepha ludens (Mexican fruit fly), 2336 nucleotides. RefSeq names its product regulator of gene activity (gene Rga). The transcript has 9 exons. Gene Ontology annotation, cellular component: P-body; CCR4-NOT core complex. The record is from RefSeq and is a predicted model, not a curated record. Gene Ontology annotation, biological process: regulation of stem cell population maintenance; regulation of DNA-templated transcription; nuclear-transcribed mRNA poly(A) tail shortening. Bases 823 to 2232 code for a protein of 469 amino acids. NCBI's taxonomy places the organism in Eukaryota, Metazoa, Arthropoda, Insecta, Diptera, Tephritidae.
GACGACUCGUUCGUGGUGUUCGUGUCGCCAUUGUCGUAUCGCAGAGUGUUAGAAAAAUUGUGUGAAAAAUUGAAAUCAAUUUUUGGUGAACAAAAAAGUGUUAAAAGUGCAAGUGCAAAGAAACCAAAAGCGCAUUUUAUGUGCAAGUAGCUAGUGGAAUUUCAAUUUCUCUCUUGUGGAGAUUGUGAAGCAUAAGAAAAAGGACUCAAAUACGGCCGUGAACAGGCUAUUCCAAAGCGCCAAUAGGGAAGUGGAAAAUUUUCUUCGUUUCGUCUUACCAAGGCAUUACAAGAGGCGCUCGCAAAGUGUUUCUUUCCGAAGAACAAAGAAACAGAAACAGUAUAGGAAAAGAAGAAAUCAAAUUGAAAAGCCUAUGAGCCAACGUCGCCUUGGAUCGGCUAAUAAACCGAUACCAGCUGUAUGCUAAUGCAUUAAGUUGGUUUUUGCUAUUCAAUAUUAAACCAAUUGUAGCAUCUGAUUGGAAUUCGCUUACUAAUCUACGACAGCUAUCGCAACGAUUGUGGCAGGAUUAGCUGAGUAAUCCACCAUACAUUCGGAGAUAUUCUCAACAUUGUUAUAUUAAGAAUUUUGUGCUCUAAAAUCAAAGUCAGUACGCGGAUUAGAAACGCAAUUCGCGGCACUGAUUAAGUUAAGGAAUUUAGACGCAGCGCGGCAGAAGUAGCGACGUUUUGGCGUACGCGCGAACUCCUGCUAAAAACAGGUCAGUUGGAAUGUUAGAUGCGGUGAACGCAACAACUACAGUGUGUCGAUCGUGUGAAAAACAGCAGCAGAGAACAGAGGAGAAAGGGAAAAGCCUGGACCAUGGCGAAUUUAAAUUUUCAACAGCCUCCGAGAAGUUUAGCAAACGCCUCAAUGACGGGGCGAACUACAGCUGGAUUUGGUGGUAGUUCACUUUCCGGUCAUAUAACACCUACGUCUGGCAUGUUUCCAACGGGCGGUGCAAAUUAUGGACAAACGCAACAACCUCAACUCUCACCGAAUCGCAAUGCACAAUUGUCGGUGGGCGGUCCGGCGUUAUCGAGAGGCGGUCGCGCGAAUAUAUUUGGUCAACAAACCUUCGAGCGGCGAGCAAUGCAGGCGUUAGGUGGCGGCCCUAUGUCAAACAUGGGCAGCUUCAUGCAAUCGGGACGGGGUGGCUAUGGUAGUGGAGGCGGUGCAAGUGGUUUUCCCACUGUUUUUGGUGGCAGUGGAGAUACAGCAACGCCCGCGCUGCUCGAUCCAACGGAAUUUCCAUCGUUGACGAAUGUGCGUGGCCAGAAUGAUCAAUCACUGCCUCAGACGAAUCCCCUCCAGCCACCGGGAAGCAAACCUUAUGGUAAUUUCUUUACCUCUUUCGGCAUGGUGAAACAACCAACGUCGGAACAAUCGGAAUUCACCAUGUCGAAUGAAGAUUUCCCUGCGUUACCGGGUACUCAAAUCUCCGACGGUACAACGAACUCGGGCAUCACGGAGAACAAUUUGGACGGUGCGGAGAAGGCGAUGAACUCAAUUGUGGGCGGCAGUGGGUUAGGUGCCGUUGGGAGUGGCGUUGGCGUUAGCGGUAGUAGUGGUGGCGGCAGUAGUGGUAGAGGAAUCGACCAUCAGCACGAUAAUUCCAGCAAUGAUAAACUUGUGAAAAGCGGAGUGCAAACUUCACCUGAUGGCAAGGUCACAAACAUCCCAGCGAGUAUGGUGAAUAACCAAUUCGGCAUGGUGGGUCUCCUUACAUUCAUACGAGCGGCGGAAUCGGAUCCAAAUUUGGUGACGUUAGCGUUAGGAAAUGAUCUUACCGGCCUCGGUCUGAAUUUGAAUUCACAGGAAAGUUUACAUCCUACAUUCGCUGGACCGUUUGCGGAUCACCCCUGCAGAGUACAAGACGUUGAAUGCAACGUGCCAACCGAAUAUCUGAUCAAUUAUGCGAUAAAGGAUAAACUGUCCGCACCGUUACUGAAUAAGCUGCAAGAAGAUCUGCUAUUUUUCUUGUUUUACACGAAUAUCGGCGACAUUUGGCAAAUGAUGGCCGCUGCGGAACUUUAUGGCCGCGAUUGGAGAUUUCACAUAGAAGAGAAAAUAUGGAUUACUCGAAUUCCUGGAAAUAAUCAAGGAAAAUUCUACUACUUCGAUGCGCAAAGUUGGAAACGUAUGUCCAAGGAUUUCCAAAUCGACGCCGAGAAAUUAGAUAAAUGUCCCAAUAUAUCUGCGUUAGUGAACAUGAAUGGACAGUCUGUAUAAUAUUAAUAAAAUAUACAAAAAACACGAAAAAAUCUUUUUUUGAGAAUAAGGUAAAAAUCACAAUGAAAAAUAAAAGAACAUAAGAAAUUUAAGUUAUUCGUUGA